UCCGUGUGAGGUGCACGGUUCAGAGAUGGUGCCGCAGACGUGGAACGCAGUUGCUCUGCUGAUGACGGCAUUGGUGUUAGUCUCGGACGCCAUGAACUUAGCGGACGUGCCCUGCGGCGAGCAGCAGAUCCUGGCCGCCCGCCUGAAGAUCGUCGGAGGCAAGGCGGCCUACCACGGCGAGUACCCGUGGGCCGCCUCAGUGCAGUACAACAGGAAACACUUUUGUGGGGGCACCAUCAUCAACCGCCAGUACAUCAUCACCGCCAGUCACUGCCUGCAGGGUCGUGCCCGGCUGGAUCUCUCGGUGGUGGUGGGUGAGCACGACCUGACCCGGGCCGAGCACUCCCAGGAGAGGCACCGGGUGGCCAAAGUGAUCCGCCACGGCCAAUAUCGCUACCCCAGCUUCCAGAAAGACAUCGCGCUGCUCCGGCUGAGUGACAAGAUCACCUGGGACCAGUACAAGCAGCCGGUGUGCCUGCCCAGCGUCGGCUCGCCUCCCGUGCAGGGCGACCCAGCCACCGUGGCCGGCUGGGGAUGGCUCGACGAGUACUCCAAAGGUGGGCAGCAAGCGAAGGUGCUGCAGCGGGUUCACGUGCCCGUGGUGACGGCCACCACGUGCUCCAGCUGGUUCAGCGAGGCCGAAAGAGGCGUGACCGUCAGACGCGGCCAGCUGUGCGCCGGCUACAAGAGCGGCGGCAAGGACGGCUGUCAGGGCGACAGCGGCGGUCCCCUCGUGUCCCGGCGGAACGGUCACUACACACUGAUCGGCGUCGUAUCGGCCGGCAUCGGCUGCGCUCGCCCCAACCUGCCCGGCAUCUACACCGACGUGCACGAGUACCUCGACUGGAUCGUCGAGAACGCCAGCGGCAGCUAACCGAAGACGCUCCGGCCAGCGGCCGGGCGGUCUGCUGUCAGAGCGGCAGCACUGCCCGGCGUCGUGACGGCGAGUGUGGAGGCGCCGGCGCCCGCUCCGUCGUGUUUGUUGCUUUAAAAAUGGGCAAUUCUAUGACACCUGGCUAGUUCACCGCGACUGAAAACGCGACCUUCGACGGUCGCUCGUCAAGAUCUCACGCCCGUGUCCAUAACCGUCAUGUGACCGGGCUUUGCUUGUCAUCCAGAGCUCCCGGUACGCUCCCAUGUGUCGGUGCGGCCUUCGGCCGCUCAGCUGGGGAUGAGCAUGCCGCACCUCUCCGGUGUUCUCCGGACUGUCGACUGCAGUGGCAGCAGGGGCUACGUUGGCGUGCGGCGAUACACGUGGGCUAGCUGCCUCACCGCGGGCAUGCACAGGUUAUUCAG
Molecule: messenger RNA, 1296 nt
Organism: Pollicipes pollicipes
Lineage: Eukaryota; Metazoa; Arthropoda; Thecostraca; Pollicipedomorpha; Pollicipedidae
Product: trypsin-1
Exons: 6
Coding region: 26-874 (282 amino acids)
Biological process (GO): proteolysis
Molecular function (GO): serine-type endopeptidase activity
Source: RefSeq, a predicted model, not a curated record